Drosophila bipectinata is the source of this 1475-nucleotide messenger RNA. RefSeq lists its product as uncharacterized. Lineage: Eukaryota; Metazoa; Arthropoda; Insecta; Diptera; Drosophilidae. Gene Ontology annotation, cellular component: nucleus; transcription regulator complex. The record is from RefSeq and is a predicted model, not a curated record. Gene Ontology annotation, biological process: regulation of transcription by RNA polymerase II.
CACCACUUGUGGGAAUCAAAACAACGAAAUUCCAAUAUUCGCACGUAAACAAACAAAUUUCCUCUCAUAUCCCAUGGCUGUCUAUAUUCCAUCAUGGACGACGGUGAGCUGAUCAAGUUAAUCGAAAACCAUCCGAUCCUGUACGACAAGGACUGUGCCAGAAGUGUAAAAAACGCCGCUCUGAAGGACUCCGCUUGGAAAUCCAUCUCCCAGAAAAUGGGAGCCUCCGAACGUGCCUGCAUCACGCGCUGGAAAAGCAUCCGCGAUCGGUUCGGCAAAGAAUUCCGCCGCUUCCAGGAGCGGCCGGACGAACCCACCUACUGGGACAUGUUUCCGCGGUUGCUGUUCCUCAAGGACCACUACAAACAGGGAGUGGCGCGCAACGAGAGCCUGGACGGGAUGCGUUUUGAGCCGCGAGCGAAAAAGCGUCCCAAACCUGAGGCGGAAUUGGAGAAACGUCGGCGAGAGGAAGAGGAGGAGGACUGCCAGGAUGAUCUACUCAACGAACAGCUUAUCCAGCUGGUGAAAAUGCAUCCCGUUCUGUACGAUCGCCACAAGAUCCGAGUCUCUAAGAAUCUGACCGCCAAGAACCUGGCCUGGAGGGAAAUAUCAGAGAACCUCAAUGUUUCAGAGGAACUUUGUUACAACCGCUGGAAAAAGCUGCGAGAUCGCUUCGCCCGGGAAUAUCGAAACCAGCAGAUCCAUCAGAAUAAGCCAAUUACCUGGCGGUACUUCAACGAGCUGCUCUUCUUGGGACGUCACUUCCGCAAGGGAGUGCCUCUAGUUUUGGAAAACAUAAAGCGACGAGGUCGACCGCCAAAGUCCAGCUCUCAAACACAAAAUCCUGCCAAGCAGCCACCUGCGGAGGGGGUCACGGGAGGCGAACAGAUCUGGGGAGCGGACUAUCCCUACAGUACAGACAACGAGGAAUUGGAGGAUGACAUGGAGCUGCCGUAUGAUGAUUCUGAGGAGAUAGAGAUUCUUUCGGAUGCAGAGCAGGGCGCUCCCUAUGACUUUAUCCUCUCUGAAUCCGGGCAAUCGCAGGACUUGGAGCCUCCUCAGCAACUGCAGGUGACCACUACCACUCCGGCGAUGAGCGAAGAGAUUGUUCACACUCUGGAUCGGACGAAUACUGCCCUCGACGAAACGUCCUCCGUUGUUGAAGAAGCUAGUGGGUCACAGGCAACAUCGGAAAAACUACUCACCACCGUGAUAACCAAUAUGGAGACGGUGUUGCAGCAAUCAAGGGAGUUGCAGGCUCAAAUUCAUCAAGAGCAAAGGGAGCAGCAAAAGCAAGCUAAUCCACCUGCAAUAGGCAUUCUGGCCAAGGCACAAAUGCUGCUGGAUGGUCUUAGCCCGGAGGAGAGGUCCAACGCUGAACGAAAAAUUGUUCAAUUCCUUUGCCAAUGUCAGAUAAGAGCUUUGGAUGGUGAGGAUAUAGAGGAUGUGAUACCUUGUCAGUUACUUAAUUGAUU